Molecule: messenger RNA, 4501 nt
Organism: Ooceraea biroi (clonal raider ant)
Lineage: Eukaryota; Metazoa; Arthropoda; Insecta; Hymenoptera; Formicidae
Product: homeobox protein abdominal-B
Biological process (GO): regulation of transcription by RNA polymerase II
Cellular component (GO): nucleus
Molecular function (GO): DNA-binding transcription factor activity, RNA polymerase II-specific; RNA polymerase II cis-regulatory region sequence-specific DNA binding
Source: RefSeq, a predicted model, not a curated record
CACGCGAACGCUGUUGUCGAAACUGCCUCCGAUCUUUGUUUCGCUCGACCGGAAUUUCGAAAAUUACAAUUCUAUACUUCAUUCAUAUCUGCGUCGUUGGUCUCAUUACGAUGAUUACGCGACAACCUUUGUGUCUCGGAUAAACUUUGAUCGAAUUGUGCUCCACAUCGCUUGGAUCGGUCGCGAUCAUCAUUGAACUUGGACAACGGUCACGGAACCGUCACCUACACUGAUUGGCGCCGAUAUCGACACAAAUAUUGUUGUAACACCGGCAAUAAACCGUCAUCAUCUGCACCAUCGCCGAUCACGUGGCUUGCUCGACGGCGACGCUGUACGAUAAUGUUCACGCCGCGCCGCUAUGUGGCUCCGGCGUGGGCCACCCUGGCUCCGUCACGCCGAUGGGGACAGCAACCGGAGCGGGGAAUUCCACCGGGGUGACCUGGUGGGCCAUGAUGAACGGUUCCCUCUACGAGGACAGCCCGCCGCCAGUUCCACCGACAGCUUCGACCCUUGUAUCGAUUCAACAGCAAACCACUUCGACACCGGGUUCUCAUCAACAAGCUACCACACCAACUUCACCUGGUGCACCGGCGUCAUCGGCAACGACAGCGCCAUCGGCACCUACAGCGAGUGCCAGUUCAACCUCGCCAAGUGCUUCUUCGGUAGCGAGCAACAGUGCGGCUGGACCACUCCAUAUACCUGCCAAGAGAUUAACGGCGACACCGGGGGGUGGUGGUUCUACUUACGGGGAAGUUACCUGCGUAGAAUCCUCGGGCGCGCCAGGCGGUGCGGGCGCGGCGGGCGUGAUACGGCACUCUCACUCGUCCUCCGCGGGCUCUCAAGGCGGCUGGAGUUACAGUCCACAUCACCCCCAAGAUUCCCACUAUUCAUCCGCGGCGGGCGAAUCAUUGAACCAUCAUCAGGCUUACGGGGGUAAUAAUCCCCCCACGUAUUACAACCUGGCGGCUGAUCCUACUUCGACCUCCGGUUCCUCUAGGGACAACCGGAAGACUGGAGCUACUCUUAGCUUUUGGUCGCCCGCGGCUGCCACUGCUGGAGCGGCUGGCACCGCCGGUUCUACCUCGGAUUACAAAUCCUACAACUCGGCCGGUGCGGCGACGACAACGUCGUCCACCGGUGGGUCUACCUCCGGUGCUACCGGCGCCACUGAUCCAGCCGUGUCAUCCUGUCAUCAGAGCUUUUCCCAGAGUUGGUGCAAUUACGCGCCAUAUACGACGGCGAGGCAUCAUCACCCAGUCGACACGGCUGGACAUCACCAUCCUCACUCUCAAGCAGGGGUACCGUACUUGGCGCCAUCGGCGGCAGAUGAUCGGGGUAGGGUCGCUGCUGCUAUGGUUGCCGCGGAAGGUGCCUUCCCUCACGACGGAUACGGCGGUCUGAGAAACUAUGCAGCGCCCGAACCCGUUACUUCGAGUCCCUACCCACCUCCAGUGAUGUGGGGUUCCUCCCCAUCUUCCUUGUUUCCCGCAGGUUCACUUGCGGGUGUAGGCGUCGGGGUUGGCGUAGCUGGGAUGGGCGUCGGAUGCGGCAGUUCUAAUCCUCUGGAGUGGACCGGCCAGGUGACUGUGCGAAAGAAACGCAAGCCUUAUUCGAAGUUCCAAACUCUCGAGCUGGAGAAGGAGUUCCUAUUUAACGCCUACGUAUCGAAACAGAAACGAUGGGAGCUCGCGCGCAACCUGAAUCUGACCGAGCGCCAAGUCAAAAUCUGGUUUCAAAACCGACGAAUGAAGAACAAGAAGAACAGUCAACGGCAGACCCAGCAGCAAAAUAACAAUAACAAUAGCAGUAGUGCAAAUAAUGCAAAUCACCACGCGACCGGUAGUCAUCACCAUCCGAGCACCGCGCACGCACCACCUUCGAGUCACCACGUGGUCGCGCAGGCGCAUCACGCGAAUGGUUCCACGAAACAUCAUCAUGGUGGUAGCCACGGAGGCAGCCAUAACAGCCUAGUGGCAGGUCACAGUCAUAGCCUCCACACGCCGCAACCCCAGACGCCGCUGCCGCCGAUUCACGUGUCGUCGUCAGGUACUGUGACGCCUGCCACCGCUGUGGUUCACCCACACGCACACACGCACGCACACGCCGGCAGUCACCAUCAUCAGCUGGCGCACGUGGCUCAACAAUAUCCUGCGCUUUUACACCAGACGUCUCACGGUUUGGCCGCCUGAAGCAACGGACGCCUCAGAGAAAAUCCAUCGAGACGCCUCCGGAGAGCCGAGGCAAUCCCACGAAAACCGUCGAUCAAUAUCCAUGUCCACGGUUUAAUGACAGAAACUUCUUAUGAACUCUGCCGAGCAGCUCUUGAAAGACUGCCUCCAUUAAGGAACGAUAAAGCUCGCGCGUAGUAUAUUAUUAUUAUUAUUAUUAAUUAUUAUCAUUAUUCAACAAGCGAGAACUUCGCUAUUGUAUAAAAAGGGUGCGUUUGGGGUUACUAUUUCAAGCGGCCUGAAAACUCUUUUCGAGUGUGUCGGUGUCAAGUGGCGGUAUUCUAUGAAUAGUAUACGUCAUCAAAUGGCACCAAGCAAUCUGUCCAAUUCGUAAUUCGGUAGUGUUUUCUCUCCAGUUUAUAUAUAUAUAUAUAUAUAUACAUAAAGUAAAAAAAGUAAUUAAUGUCACUUAGUGUACCCCUAUUUCUCCCACCGCCUCAAAGCUCUCCUCUUCCCCCAUUUCAGUCGCGUCGUAAGUUUUCGUCUUAUAUUUAUCGAGUCUGGCGCAUACAUCAAAGGUUGGAAUUCGUUAUAUAGGACUGAUCCAAUCAUACACUGUUAAUUUUGCAGUUAGAACUGGAUGAUCCGUCGAGAAUCACAGAUUAUAAAAUGGAUGGAUCGCUUUUAGGGGUAAGUGGACUAUUGAUCUCGCGUAAAUGCAUGUGAAUUGCUUUUUAAAUUAAGCUUUCUGAUCACAUCAUUUAGUAAACAUUUACUAAUUUUGUCGAAUAUUUAUAUUUUUCAAUAUCAGCUAUUUAUAUGUAGCUGAUAUUAAAAAGUUGAUAUAGCAAAAAGUUUUUAUGAUUUAUGAGGUGUUUGCAAUUAUAUUUAUUUUUUUAUAUCAUUAUGACAAGAAAUAUUUGUGACAUUGUCUUAAAAUAUAGCAGAUGAUCUCAUGAUCAUUUUAUUAAUUUUAUUGACAGAGAAUUUUAUUAACAUAUUGUUCUGUGCGGCAAAUAUUUAUUUUUAACAAGUAAUAUUUUCUCGAUAUUUAAAUAAUAAGAAAUGCCAUUCUUGGUUAAUUAAACUUGCAGUACAGUCCACAUUAAUCAGAAUGUACGUUAUAUAUAAUGAUUCUCGACUACGGCAAAAGGAUAAAAUAAUUUAUGCGUCAUACUUUCCUGUUACGCCAUUCAGUUAUUUGCCUGCCAUGACAAAAUCAGGAAUGUUGUAAAUUUCGAAAUCUACAUAGAAUGCAAGCGUAUUCGAGAAAUUAGAUAGUUACGUCCACAAUGUCAUACUAAUCACUUAUCAAGGAUCGCAAAUUAGUAUCUGUAGUUCUUACACUGUACUGAAAAAAAUGAUUUGUGUUAAAAAUAUACUUGGUAGUCAGACUAGUGAAUGGUCGAUUGUACCGUUUUAGGCUGAGUUUGGGAUCUUCGUGAAAACUAUAUUGUUGUGCAGGAUAAAGAUCGUUUCAGCAUUGUUAUGCUUCUGGGUAAAAUUCUUGGCGUGAGACAAAUAAGAGAAUUAUGGUAUUUAGCGAGCUAAAUAACUUUGCCAUUGUUUAUUUGCAUCUUUUCGCAUUACUUUUAUUGCCAUAAAAUGUCAGUAAAAUAAAGAUUCCUAAUUUUUAAUGCUUUGAAAAUACGCUUUGAUUUAAAAUUUCAUUUUAAUGCUUUGAUUCUAAAAAUUUUUCUCAAAAUGUCCACGUUUGAAUAAUUUUAUGGUUAUAUUAUUGAUAAUAUUAUUGGUUAUAUUAUACUGAAUAGUUGCUAUAGUUUAGCUUCUCGUCUUUCGUAACGAGAAGAAAGAAAAUUGUAAGAAGGAAGCGAUCUCGUGUAAGCGAAGUCCUAAACGAAGGCCAGAACACAGUUUUAAAUAGAAAACAUCAGCGAGUAAAAAUAGAUAACUUAAUCAGAUGUUUAAUAAGAAAAAUCCCAGUGGAUCUCUGUUCUAAGGUGCAACAUUAUCUAAAUUACAAGGGAUUAUGGAGUUUGUGUGCGAAUGGCUACAAAAUAUUAUAUAUAGCACACUCCGUGUGUGCCUAUAUGUGUGUGUUUAUGUAUGUGUCGUGCGGGCGAGUGUUUAUAUGUGUGCGUUUUGUAUCUGACGUGUAUGUAAAGAUACAUUUACGCCCAUAUAUGCAUGCACGUUCACCACAAGGGUAUUUGUUUUAUGUAUGAUGUAUGAACGUGUUACACAGUUGUACUGUAAGUAUGAAUGUGAUGCGAAGUGAAAAGUAGACACGCGCUUUGCAUUGGAAAAAUCAAUAAGAGAGGGAGAGAGAAAGAGAAACAAAGAGCGAAAGGUAGAGCGAGGGAAAAAAGAAA